Molecule: messenger RNA, 1779 nt
Organism: Diaporthe citri
Lineage: Eukaryota; Fungi; Ascomycota; Sordariomycetes; Diaporthales; Diaporthaceae
Exons: 2
Coding region: 1-1779 (592 amino acids)
Biological process (GO): mitochondrial tRNA threonylcarbamoyladenosine modification
Cellular component (GO): mitochondrion
Source: RefSeq, a predicted model, not a curated record
AUGCUGGUCUACACAAAGUCAGCUAUCGAGCAUAGAGUCCUGGCAUCGACUCAGCGCGGCAUCGUGAAUCCGAUCGAAAAGGGUUCAGCUACUGCCGUCGGGGAGAUGCUCGACAAAUGCGCCAGGGCUAUCAUCCCGGAAAGGCUCAUCCCGAACAGCAAUGCUGUGGUUUAUGCCAAGGAAAUGGAACGUUAUUGUGCGAUGAGAUCGAUGUGGGAUGCAUACCAGGCGCCACAGAAAAGCGAAGUUUACCAAUCAGUGAUCGGCCCAUGGUCUGUUCCUCCCCCUCUUCGGCAGUCACAAGAAAUGAUGUACAACUUCACGGGAUUGGGCGGUAAGGUGCGGGCGAUAAUGCGCGAGAGACCUGACAUGCCGGGAAACGAAAGAGCAGAGCUGGCUUAUACCACCAUGAGGCUCGCUUUUGAGCACAUCAUGAGCAGAGUCAUUAUGGCUUUGGAAAAUGACGAAGAGCUCUUGGCCAAUCCCCCACAGUCAUUGGUGAUAUCUGGGGGCGUGGCCAGCAACCGCUUCCUGAAGACUGUUGUCACAUCCGCGUUGCAGGCACGUGGCUUUGGUAACGUGACUGUUACGGUUCCCAAGCCCCAAUACUGCACAGAUAAUGCCCCAAUGGUCGCCUGGGCGGGACUGAAGAUGUAUGAAGCUGGGUGGACAACGGACAAAUCGUUUCUGCCCCUGGGCGAGUGGCCGAUUGAGGAGAUCAUCACGGGCGUCGACUGUUGGCUCCAGAAUGGCGUCGCCGCCUCUCCAGGGUCUACGUCCAAAACGGCAGCUUCUCAACCAGACACAGCCCAGCUACCAGACAAGUCGAAACCCCAGGAUCCACCACUGACCUCAACAGCGGAUGUUCCUACGGAGCCGGACGCAGUGGCCGCGCCGAAUGCCAAGUCCGUCGCACCAACCGAGGAUGAAGUCUCCGAAAGCAAGUCCAAGAGCGAUAACAAGAAGCCGAGCGCGAAGCCUGAUCCGGGCCCAUCGUCAGCGCAGGAUGUACAACACGCCGCGGGCGGCGAGGGGCCAGGCUCUCCGCAAGAAGACACCGCGCGAACUCCACCCAGCCAGGCAAGCGACAGCCCGGCGCAAUCGGGGAGAUCACCACGGGCGCUCACAGGCCGGACCAAGGCCAACGCACAGCCGGCGAGCGCCAGGAGGGUCACGGAGAAGCGGGAUGACCCGAUAAAGCAAUUGAAUGAAGCGGAGAGGCAGCUCCUGGGCCCCACGGCCCGGCGACCAGCGGAGCCCCUGAUGAGGCCACGCCCCAGCCUGGAGCUCCGCGGCCCCAAUGAGACCCGCCCGGUCGACGGCCGCAUCGCAAAGCCUGACUAUAACAAGCGCCCGGCCGGACAGUGGGACAGCCCUGUGAGUGCGAAGAAGAGGGUUGCCGACGGGGCCAGGCGCGACCCGGAGAAGGGGGCGUUAGAGAGGGAAGAAGUUCUCAGGGUCUUGAACCAGAUUGGGGCGGCUGUGGAAAGCGAAUUGAGGGCAAAAGCUCAGGCCGCGACAACUAACAAGCCCCAGAGGAGGCCCAGUGCUACUUCCCCGGUGGGGAAGAACAGGGCUAACGACGGGGCCAAGCGCGAACCGUUGAGGGCCUAUAAGGUACAAACAGAAGGGAAGGAGAAAGUAAAAGCAAGAGAGGACGAGGAGAAGAAGGAGAAGCGCUUCGUGCGUCUACUCCCGCCCGCGCCCGCGGACGAACAGGCCCCCGAGGGUUCGCUCCGGACAGGGCUUAACAGACUUAAGAGUUGGAUUGGUCUAUAA